This is a messenger RNA of Talaromyces stipitatus ATCC 10500, 3748 nucleotides long. RefSeq names its product GATA transcription factor (Ams2), putative. The coding region runs from base 1 to 3426 and encodes 1141 amino acids. Gene Ontology annotation, molecular function: zinc ion binding; sequence-specific DNA binding. Gene Ontology annotation, biological process: regulation of transcription by RNA polymerase II; silent mating-type cassette heterochromatin formation; rDNA heterochromatin formation. NCBI's taxonomy places the organism in Eukaryota, Fungi, Ascomycota, Eurotiomycetes, Eurotiales, Trichocomaceae. The transcript has 4 exons. The record is from RefSeq and is a predicted model, not a curated record.
AUGGAAGUUCAGGAUGGCAUCACCGUCCGGCCCAUGAGGUUGAAAGUUUUAUACACAUUCGAUGAUCAAAAUAAAACGAACUGCUUGGCUCGAUGGCCUCACCUGCUCGAUAUUCAAACCGCAUACCUUGACGAAAAGACACAGAUAGGUGUCAUUGAACUUAAGACAUGUAUACAGGCUAUUGUGUCAGCGAGCCCGGAGUUGGUGGCGAAACUCGGCCAGGACUACACAGUUUACGCCUACGACUAUUCGGAAUAUGAGACGCCUCUGGUUGGCCAAGGCAUGCUAUCCUGGGUUCUCGCCUCAGCAUCACCAACGCCCAAUGCACCCGCACACCAGUCCAAAACUAUUGUCACGGGACGGGUGAGUAAGAACGUCCUUGGACUGUUCUCGAAGGGGGCGCAAGAGACUCUCGAAGUGAAACUACGCCUUGUACCGGUACCAACCUUGAUGCAGAGCGAAUACCUCGAAAGCAUGCAACGCUAUCGGGAAUUGAGCAAUAUAAUACCGCAAGACUUUGAUGCUCAAGCCUGGUCUUCUUUUGUGCAACAAAACCCUCACAUCUUUGCAACCAGUCAGCGCUCGCAGUCUAGCCCAGGUGUAAGCGGCCCAAUAGAUCACUCUGGCAUAGAGAAAUUUCAUCAACUUUUGAGUGAAGGCUCCACGCCCAGAGAGUUCCCUCACCCUCAUCCGGAUUCUACAGCUUCAUCUCCAGUGGAUCCUCCAAGCCGGAGCGAGACACCAGUUGGUAUGCAGAUGAUCACCCAAAUGUCUAGGCAGCCAUCUGCAACGGGUCACGGUCGAAGAGGGAGCGAAGUCUCUAUUCGUCCACUGUCCCGGGCAUCUGUGCGCGAGUCAGACUUUCAGCGCCCGGGCACAGUAACCCGCCGGGGAUCAGUGUAUUCAGGUUAUGGAAGUGGCGACGAAGCGAUGGAACACCCUCCAAGGAAGCGAGCUAAGCUUUUCAGAGCGGAUGUAACCGGCAAAGAUGACUUGAAUAUCGAGCGCCAACCUGGUUCACUUCGCGUCGCUGCAAGCACAGCUGCAUCUGUUCGGAUUCACCGUCCAACCCCAGUCAGUUCCACCCAACACCCGGCUGCAAGUUCUCUUGAAGAACCCGUUCGCCCCCCUACACCAAUUUCUCGCACCUCCAAUGAAGGACCACGACGAGGCCGCCCCGCUCCGAGCCUACUUCGUGAAUCGUCAAUCAAUAGCACAACGAGCUAUAGGUCACCCUAUCCUGCAUACGAUGAUGUGCCGUCAACUGAUUUGCCAGAUGCUUCUCCUGACGAUCACCGCUACCAAGGUAUUUUCGAAUCACAAUUCACUAUGCCUUCAUCUCCGCCUAUUAUGGAUGCAGGACUGCCUAGUCGCUCGAGCCCUGUCCUCCCCCCCUUGCGUAACCCACCUGACUCAGGCUUCAUGAGUGCUACACUCGAGGAUUUGAUGGACGAAGAUGGCUGUAUCCGCACGCAUAACUUAUAUGACCAUAAUGAUGCAACAGGAAUGACGAACUGCGAGCCUACCAAGCAGGCCCACCAAGAUCAGGUGACAGGCAAUCAAAAUUCACAGGCCAAUCAUGAAUCUGUCUCUAGGCAACAGAAAGACGACUAUCUUGCUAGUGACAGCCUGUAUGAGUCUUUGUCUUCUAAGGAAGCGCCAACGCUCCCGCCUCAACAUAGUUCCACGUCUUCGCGACCAUCGUCUCGAACAAGUAUAAGGCCCGCGCAAAAGCUAGCACCUGCCCCACUCUCUCAGAGUGAGAUUGAGCAAUUGAUGAGCUCAAUUCCUGCAAGCGAUCCCGUCUUACCACCCUCAAGCUACAUGCACCAUGCCAAUACAUGGUCUGGCCCGAUGAGUGACAUGCCAUCCGCUGAGACCCCGUUACCUCAACCGGUUGAAGAGAAGGGAAAAGGACGAAGUGGGGCAGGUGCUCGACGCUCACGUCAGGUUGCGGCUCGACUUGAAAACUGCGUUCGAGACGGCCAAGCUCCUCCGUUUUGCUAUAACUGUGGCGCUAUCGAGACCCCCACCUGGAGAAGGGCAUGGUCGAAACACUUUGAGGGUAGCGAACAGGAUGCAAAUGACUGCUUAAAGGACCCCAUGUGUCUUUUCUGGACUGCGACAGACCGAAUUGACGGCGAGAAGGUCACCAAGUUCCGCCUAUAUAAGAAGACCCUUGGGGAUGCGGAUAAAGACUUUGACCAGAUCCUUCUUUGCAAUCCUUGUGGUCUUUGGCUUCAGAAGUUCAGGUCCAUGCGUCCUCAAAAUAGGUGGACCAAACAACCAAUAAAAGACAAACGGAAACGAUCAUCUCGGCCACGAAAAGGUCCUUUGACGAAUGGUGCAGUUGCUUCCACAAGAAUCCGAAGCAAAUCCCAGGCGAAUUCCGUACCUGGCUCAUCUCCAGCCCACACAGAUACAUCCUCUCCAGCAGGUGACAAUGGCUCCCAAGCAGGAGACGACGGGGUCACUCCUGCAGUUGAAAACGAGAACGAAAACGAAGAUACCAAUGGCUAUGCUGAUGAGCAAUCUAACAAACGCGUUCGUGCCAAUAGCGCAGAACCGACAUCCAACACACUUCAGAGUCGAUGGGACGAGAAUGCCGCCAUGGAAGCGCUCAAGAGGGCCAUCCAAUCGAGUCCUGCACGCAACCUGGAUGUUCAUGUAUCGAAAUCACAUGAUGAAAACCUCACGCCAAAGCCUGUGAGGAGAGCUUUGUUCCCGCAAAGCAAUCAUGAUGGUCCCUUGAAGACUUUGGGUGAGUCCCUCUUGAAUAGUCCGCGUCGCAGUCCUCGCGUUGCAUCACGGGGUUCUGAGAAGACAGUAGCAGACAAAGAAAAUACUCCAUCUGCUACUAAUCGCAAUCUCGAUGGCCUCUUUGAGAGUCCGUCCUUCGACCUUGCUUUACGAAAUACCCCUACUCCUAAGCGACGGAUGCCUCGCUCCCACGAACGACGACUAUCACUUCCGUUCUGCUCACCUAGCGCCAAUAGAACAAAGCAGACUACAAGCGGCCAAUCACCAAGCACAUCCAGAUCAAGGCAGACACGCCCAAACUCUGAUAAAGGCGCUUCGACAGAUGACACUGUCGAAAACAGAAGUUCGUUUCCCAGUGUGGACGAUAUCGUUUUGGAUAGCUUACUCGACCCGUGGCAUUCACUUCCCCAAUCAGAUAUAUACGACCCGUUUUCUGAUUGGUCACCAACCGGCGAAAACGGAAACUCGAUUCUGCAAUUUCCAAGCAAUUUCGGUGAUGAUGAUGCUCUGAUCAAUGCUGUGCUCGCGGAGUCGGAACUUCAGAACACGACAGAUACGAGAGUCUCCUUUGCGGGAAAUACCACUCUCAAUGACACGGCUCUACCCCAGUCUAGAAAUAACGAACAAGGUCAGGCUGAAGCAGAGGUUACUGUUACAUCUAAUUGAAGAAACAUCGCUCUAUCCUCAAAAGCACAUGAAUUUUACGAUUGCAAUGUACUCUAUUUCUAUUUUACUUAAAAGCGACGGUGUAAUGGUCUGUUACGAUUCUGCAUUGUGUUUCAUUUACACCCGUUGUGUGUUUUUGCAUAUUCCUCAUUCAGCGUCAAAAGGUCAUAUGGAGGCUUGAUUUUGUUUUAUCGUUUUGUGCAUGUGUCUCAUCCAGUCCUAUGAUUAUAGAUGUACUGGUUAGCAUGUUGGCUGAUUACCUAGUUAAGCUGAAUGUCCGAGUUUCAAUCAAAGGACAAUACGUUCAAUUAAUGUCUUUAUG